AUGGUCUCUGUUACGCACCUCCCGUCGACUCCGUCGUCUGUCUCAAAGCCCUCGAAAUCAAUCCUGAAGCCGUUCUCUGUAGCUGGCCAGAAACGCAAGCUGCUCGACCUCACCAUCCCGUCCGAUAUCUCGACAGGGUCGGCCUACUCCGACACCAAUGCCGGCCCUACAACCGCCACCACGCCGGGCGGUUCACCUGGCCCCAGCAAGAAACGCGCUCGAGUCAAAUUCGAUAUCACCGUGGGCUCGCCCGUGAGCCCGGUAAAAAUGAUGGACACUGAGGCUGAUGAGAGAGCCGCCGAGAAGGACAAGGCGUUGACGCGAGAGGAGGUUAGGCGCGCCAUUCAGAGACACUUGGUAGGAGAUAGCGAAGGGUACGACCGUAUCAAGGAGAUGUUUUCGGUCGAUCCCAAGGCUUUGGAAGAUGAUGGGACGCCUGUCUUUGACCUGCCUUCCCCGGUGUCGCUGAAGAACCAUCUCAUGGGCCUCUUGGGCAACGUUUCAUCGCUGGAUGGUUCAUGUAGUGGUCUCGUACAUGCUAUGCUCAAUAGCGAGUGGGUUGGCAGAGAUACGACGUAUGUGAGGCUGUUUGUUCAGUUUCUGGCUACUUUGUCUGCUGCUCGUGGCGGCUAUCUUAGCUCAGUUCUCAAAAUGCUGGUUAAUGGCCUACGGCAAGUUGACCCACGCUGUGGAAAUUUGCCUGAUUAUGAUCCUGUUGACAGUUCGGAGAUGUACCAUCGAGUCCACCAUGCCAUCCGUUCAAUCGCCCAGGUUGUCCCCGCCUGCAGCGUUACUCUCUCGCCCAUAUUAUCCUCCAGCUUCCCCCACGACUCUGAUACCGUGAAAAGCCAUAUUACCUACACACGCAACCUUAUCAAAAUUAUAUCCUACCUUCCAGAACUUCGAUCCGAUAUCCUCGCCCUAAUCACAGAGAAGCUAGUCAAAAUUGACGCUCAGAACCAAGUGAACAUGGAAGACCUGGAAGAAGAUACUCAGCAGGAUAUCAUGGACGCUCUAAAUGCCACAGACGCAGCCAUUCUUGAAAAGGAUGACGAUGAUUAUUCGGAUGAUGAGUCUGAGAUUAGCGAGGAUGGUGAUCCAGACCUCCAGCGUGUCAAGUCCGUCAAGGAGUGCAUGCUCAAGGUUGAUUCAUUGGUUGACAUCCUGUUCGAGUACUACAACUAUCCAUUCGUCUCUGGCUCGUUAGAAGAUCAAGAGCAAGUUCUCGAUUUCCUCCUUGCUCACUUCAAAAGCAUCAUUCUUCCGACCUACCGCUCUCGCCACGCUCAGUUCGUCCUCUUCCACUUCGCUCAAGCUUCUCCCAUUUUUGUCGACCGCUUCGCCGCCAUAUGUAUCGAGAUUAUCUUGAGCAAGUCCCAGCCAGUCAUAAUCCGCCAGUAUGCAGCUGCUUACCUUGCCAGCUUCGUGGCUCGCGGUGCUCAUGUUCCUGGCGAUGCCAUCCGCGAUGUCUUCAAUCUACUGGGCUCACACGCCCUAGCUCUUCUAUCAUCCUACGAAGCAGACUGCCGUGGCCCUGACCUCCGUCGUUAUAGUCCAUUCUACUCCACUGCCCAGGCACUGUUUUACAUCUUCUGCUUCCGCUGGAAAGACCUCACCAACGCCGCUGUCGAGGCCGAAGCGGAAGGCAACUCUCUUCCCCACCUGAAUGUUGACGAAGUUUCAUUCUCCCAGGAGAUGACCAACACGCUACAUCGAACGAUCUACUCAAAGCUUAACCCGCUCAAGGUCUGCUCACCCGGCAUUGUCUCUGAAUUCGCCAAGAUCACCCACUACUUCGGUCUUUUCUACCUCUACCCGAAGCUCGAGAGCAACAAACGUAUCCGCAUUCACAACUUCCGUGGUAUGGGUUCGAUGGCCAUGGAUACAACGUAUGGCACCAUUGAACGUGAGACUCGUGCAGACGAUAGCCUCGCCGUACAAAUGGAUGAUUACUUCCCCUUUGAUCCAUACAAGAUGCCUAGAGGCUCCAGACACUUGCAGGGUGAUUACAUUGAUUAUAAGGAUGUCAGAGUUGCAGGCUUGGAUGACCGUGGCCUAGACGACGAUGACGAUGACGACACCGCCAGCGAAGACGAAGACGAAGAUGAAGACGAUGUCGACAGACAUACAGAGACAGAGGAAGAGUAA
This is a messenger RNA of Nannizzia gypsea CBS 118893, 2148 nucleotides long. Its product is annotated as RNA polymerase I-specific transcription initiation factor RRN3 family protein. Gene Ontology annotation, molecular function: RNA polymerase I core binding; RNA polymerase I general transcription initiation factor activity. Gene Ontology annotation, biological process: transcription initiation at RNA polymerase I promoter. Bases 1 to 2148 code for a protein of 715 amino acids. The transcript is spliced from 2 exons. The record is from RefSeq and is a predicted model, not a curated record. Lineage: Eukaryota; Fungi; Ascomycota; Eurotiomycetes; Onygenales; Arthrodermataceae. Gene Ontology annotation, cellular component: nucleus.